CCACUCCCUCUCUUCUCUUCUCCUCCUCCUCCCCCCCUUUAUCAAAUUGAUUUCUCCUCCCUUGACACUAAGCGCUUUCUGUCUUCCGACCACGAAUACUUUACUUCCCUCAUCCGCACCGCAACUCCUCCUACCUUCUACCUUUCACUCCCUCUCACACUGACUUCGUACACAAUCCAUCAUGGCCGCCCCUAGUUCGAAGUACGACAACUAUGACUUUCCCACCACUGCGCCGGUUGCCCACGCCGGCCACCCUGGCCACACCACCCCAGAGCAGGAUGCAAAGGUAGAACAGCUUCGGAGUGAGCUGGAGCAGCUCGGCUACACUGAAAGGCUGGAUACUUUGACUUUGCUCCGCUUUUUGAGAGCGAGAAAGUUCGACGUUGCCCUUGCUAAGACUAUGUUCCUCGAGUGCGAAAAGUGGCGGAAGGAGUUUGGUACUGACGACCUGCCUCGCACUUUCGACUACAAGGAGAAGCCAGAAGUGUUCAAGUUCUACCCUCAGUACUACCACAAGACCGAUAAGGAUGGAAGACCUGUCUACAUCGAGAAAUUGGGCAAGAUCGAUCUUACCGCUAUGUACAAAAUCACCACCGCCGAGCGCAUGUUGCAGAACCUCGUCACUGAGUACGAGAAGCUUGCCGACCCCCGACUGCCCGCCUGCUCACGGAAGGCAGGUAAGCUCCUCGAGACUUGCUGCACCAUCAUGGACUUGAAGGGCGUCGGUAUCACAAGUAUCCCAUCUGUGUAUGGAUAUGUUCGUCAGGCUUCUGCCAUCUCUCAGAACUAUUACCCCGAGCGUCUGGGAAAGCUCUACUUGAUCAACGCCCCUUGGGGUUUCAGCGGCGCUUUCAACGCCGUCAAGGGCUUCCUUGACCCCGUGACUGUCGAAAAGAUCCACAUCCUUGGUUCCAACUACAAGAAGGAACUGUUGGCGCAAGUCCCCGCUGAGAAUCUCCCCGAGGACAUCGGUGGUACCUGCAAGUGCCCAGGCGGCUGUGAGCUGAGCGACCAGGGCCCUUGGCAAGAUCCAGAGUGGGCCAAGACGCCCAAGUGGGCUACUCCCAAGGAAGACCAAAACAUCGUGAAGAACGAGGAUCCCGGCCUCGAGCAGAAGGUUGAAACGCAAGAAGCCUCUCAGCCCGUUGCAUAGAAACCCGAUCUCUUUGUUUUUCUUUCUUCUUUCCGACCCCUUUUGUCUUGGAUCAACAUGGGUAAAGCUGCAGUGCCGUGUACCUCUUUAUAUUCCUUCCUCAAGUUGUCUCCGGGAAUAGUCUACGUCAAAUGUGCUUUUCUAUCUCCCUAUGGCCGUCUUGGUUCAUCUGGAUUCAACUAUUAGCUAUCUACUACCUGAAAAACGACUGCCGGCUUCCCCAUCUUGUCUUUGUUUUCACUUUGGCUUGACAUUAGAUAUUAAACAACGCAACAUGAGCGGCGUGAGGUGCUUUUAUAGAUGGAGCGGAGAAGAGUAAAUAUUGGGACAGAAUAUAAAAGUGAUUGUCUGAUUAGGGAUUCGGGGUUCGAGUUCAAUAUACAACUUGGUGCGUAUUGGUUACGGAAAGGGUGAGUUGUAACAUGGUAUGUUGGCCUGAACACGUAACACAAGUUAUUUCCUGAAUAGUCGAU
Aspergillus caelatus is the source of this 1626-nucleotide messenger RNA. RefSeq names its product SEC14 family lipid-binding protein. Lineage: Eukaryota; Fungi; Ascomycota; Eurotiomycetes; Eurotiales; Aspergillaceae. The record is from RefSeq and is a predicted model, not a curated record. Bases 182 to 1153 code for a protein of 323 amino acids. The transcript has 3 exons.